ACACCAAAUCAUAUGAUCGCUUUUCACAUGACCGAUGGUCAUUCGACAUCUUUCAUUUUUCAUCUUUUUAUGACAAAUCGGGACCGAAAACUUAAUUUUUAGUCCACAAACGUCCAUUAGUGUAGUUAAUCAAAAUGGCGCGCAGCCAUAUAGUGUUCCUUACGUUAGUUUUAAGUGUGGUGUCUACUUUGAGUACGGAGGUGCCUGUAUUUCUUUGGGGCGAUUUGCCUAAAACUUCCUUGAAAUCCAACCCCUUAUCGACGGUUAGCGCCAGCGAAUUCGGCACCAUCCUGAAGCAGGAGCUACUUAAUGAUCCUUUCACUGUGAUUUUUGUAGAGGAGAACUUGUCAGUUGAGGAUUUCUCAAGGAGAGACUUAGAACUCGGCGGUGAUACUUCGUAUCCAUAUUUACAUGCAAAUCUGCCUGAUUCCUACUACCUACCAUCAGUGGAAGAUCCCAUUAAAGUGCUGAAUAGUCUAGCCGACCCCGAGAAAGUGAGUCAUGUGAUAUUGACAGAAAAUGGAUUGUCUGCGGAUAUCGAAUCAGAUAGCGGCAGAUUCCUAUUUAUUAACAUGAAUGAUGCACGGGAAGGCGAGUCGAGGGCGAGCCUGCUCCGUCGCCACAACAAUUUCUUGGAAAACACAAUCACUAAACUGCAGGAUAGGUACAAUUCUGUUAUUGCAGUAUACACAGCCCACUAUCCAUCAUGGACGGUUCCAGAAAGCCACUCGCGUGUCCGUCGUCAGGCGCAGCCAGGGUCACCCAAUGACUUCAUCUUGGACGGCCUUCGUUUCUAUGUUAACGCAAUUCAGGUCACCAAUGCAAACAGUGUUAAGAACCUCACUACAUUGACGAACAGUUCAAGCAUUUUUGAGAACACGAAUGGCACUUCAAUGACCACUACACUUGACUUUUUGAAUGAAAAUACAAAAAUUACGUUGAAUUUCAAAUCUGCGUCUGGGUAUUGGUCCCUUGAUUCAGUGUUAUUGGAUGCUGACAAUGUUAAAACCAACUUGAUAUCUGGUGAUGGAUUCAACACAGAGGUGUAUGCUCUCACUAACUUCUCAUACAGAUGCGCUGACAAUGUCGCCUUCAGACAUAGAAAUGACACCAAGCUUGGAGUUAACUUUUUGAAUUUGAAGAUACAACCCUUCUUUGCCACUUUGAAUGCCUCCGACAUGAACUAUGGUGACUCUUUCAACUGCUCCGGAUUCUUCUCCGCACCGAUAUGGUCCGGUUUGUUUGUGGUGUUCAUCCUCCUGAUCAUCACCUUCUACGGCAUCAUGAACAUGAUGGACAUCAGGACCAUGGACCGCUUCGACGACCCCAAGGGCAAAACCAUAACGGUCAAUGCUCUUGAGUAAAAAAGUGUCUAUGGGAUUUUCAGCUUUUGCGCUAAGGUUUUAUUUUAUAUAGCAAUUUUUAAAACUCUAUUAAAAUUCCUGAUAGAUAAGUGGUAAUAAUGGUGGAUCUAUCAGGAUUUUUCCUGUUAGAUAAAUAAACACAAAAUAGCAACAUUUGAAUGCCUUAAUCGUUAAUAUAAUAAUUUCUGUGAAAAAUAAAUAAAUGUAAGACUAAUAUAUAAAAUGUAGAGUAUUAUAAGAUUAAAAGUAAUAUUGUGCUUUAUGAAAAUAUAACCUAAAGUUUAGAUUCAGUUGUAUAUAGAAUAUACACUGAAGGCCUAAUUUAUCGCUGAAUAUCCCAAGCGGUUAAUGUAAUAUAGUAUUUAUUUAAUAUACAUUAAGAUAUAAAGUGAUUUGUAUAUCCAAUGUUAUUUCCAACAAGAUGGUUUAAUAAAAUGUAAUAGAGUAAUUGUUAUGUAUAGGGCCAGAACAUAGCUUGAAAAACUAACAAGAACUACAUGUCUGCAUUCCAAACUGCGGUCAAGUUUAGCUUAGAUAUAUACAUUAAAAGAACCUCUUGAAUACCCUUUUUUUGUAUAAAAACCGAUAAAAAGAACCUUUUGAAUAUCCUUUUUGUAUAAAAAUGGAUCAAAAGAACCUCUUGAAUAUCCUUUUUGUAUAAAAGCGGAUUAAAACAACCUCUUGAAUGCAGUAUUAGUAUUUCCUAACUUUUGUUUAAUUGAUUAUGGCUGACUUUAAUUGCUUAUUGUAUGAGUGUUUUGAUAUUUUAAGAACCAUAGACAAAUUUGUGUUGCUUGACGCUCAUAUGAUUUCAAUUUUGUCACUCAUUUUUUUUUUGUUAUGUGUGAAAGUUACUAAUAAGUCAUUCUAUCUAUCUAAGCUGUAAGUUUGGACUACGAACAAUAAUUCAUGUAAUUUGAAAUUUGAAUUGUUAUCUAAUUGUGCAAUCGUUUCUAACUCACUAAUAAUCAUAUAAGUUAAAAUGAGACGAAUAUAUAAAGUUUUGUUGCUAUUUUCGUCCGGUUUUAUAUUGCCUUAAUUAUUGUUCUUAGGUUGAGGCUAUGUUUGGCUCUAUCGCUCUUAUGAGGUCAAUAAUUCCAAAACCAUUUUACAGCUUGAGUCGUUUUAUGCACUGACUUUUUGCACACACUAUGCCGCUUUGAAAGUAUUAUUCCACUUUGGAAUAACACUUUCAAAGUUUUGAUCGUUUGUUACUGUUCAAAAAGUGGCCGCAUAAUUUCUCGUUAGUGUAAUUGUUAUUAAUUCUUAAUUAAAGUAUAUAUUAUAAAUGAACGGUGCCUCUUUUCAUAAUAUAGACAAUAUUCCGAUGGUAGGUUUGUUACCACUGAGGCGUAGAUAUAGCUCGUUAUAUUGUAAAUAAACGAAAUAAAUACAAAACGAAACGAA
Molecule: messenger RNA, 2771 nt
Organism: Achroia grisella
Lineage: Eukaryota; Metazoa; Arthropoda; Insecta; Lepidoptera; Pyralidae
Gene: VhaAC45
Product: V-type proton ATPase subunit S1
Exons: 3
Coding region: 135-1364 (409 amino acids)
Cellular component (GO): proton-transporting V-type ATPase complex
Source: RefSeq, a predicted model, not a curated record